Colletotrichum karsti is the source of this 963-nucleotide messenger RNA. Its product is annotated as AdhA. Gene Ontology annotation, molecular function: oxidoreductase activity. Bases 1 to 963 code for a protein of 320 amino acids. Lineage: Eukaryota; Fungi; Ascomycota; Sordariomycetes; Glomerellales; Glomerellaceae. The record is from RefSeq and is a predicted model, not a curated record. The transcript is spliced from 2 exons.
AUGUCUCUCCCGCGGUACACUUACACCGGUCCUACGGACCAUACCAUCAUCCCUGACCGCAGCAAAGUCAAGGGGAAGUCAGUCAUCAUUACCGGCGGCGCCAAUGGCAUGGGAGAAACUUGUGUUCGAGCAUUUGUUGCAGCUGGCGCAUUUGUGACGUUCGGUGACGUUAACACAAGAGGGAAAGACAUUGAGAAAGAGCUCAACAGCGAUGGCGAUCAUUGCGCAUUUGUUGAGUGUGACAUCAGAGACUGGGAGCAGCAAAAGGCCAUGUUCGAAACUGCAAAAAGUCGAAGCCCCGAAAAGAGCGUAGACAUAGUCAUCGCAAACGCAGGCAUCAGUCGAAGCUCUGGUGACAGUCUGUGGAAUCUAGAUGAUCCGAACGGAGAGCCGACAAAGCCAGACCUCAAUAUCGUUAACGUCAACUUGACCGGUUCGCUUUACACGUGGAAACUCGCGGUCCACUAUUUCAGAAAACAACCGCUUACUGAGGACCGAGAAAGAUGCUUCAUCAUCACCGGAAGCAUGGUUGGCUGGAUCGACUCACCCGGAAACUGGGAGUACACCUCGACGAAGUACGGACUUCACGGCUUUAUGAGAACAGCAAGACGAUCCAGCUGGGAGCAAGGUAUUAGAAUCGUCUAUGUUGCUCCUUGCUGGAUCAGAAGUGCCAUCCGUACUGCUGAGUACGAGAAGUGGUUGGUGGAUCACGGCGUCGAAUUUGGCGAGCAGGAGGAUGUUGCAAACUGCAUGAUGCGAGUCGCUUGCGAUAAGUCGAUCAAUGGCCGGUCUCUGAUGAUCACACCCCGUUCAGUCGCUAAGGAGGGUUUCAUGGAUAUCGACAGGGAUGAUUACAAGGACACGCCCGAAGACAAGUACCUGAAAAAGGUACAGGAGUCUCAACUGGUUAUAAUCGAGGAUGAAUGGAGAGAUGGCUAUAAGGUAAGAGUCUACAAAGAUUAA